Molecule: messenger RNA, 1765 nt
Organism: Drosophila albomicans
Lineage: Eukaryota; Metazoa; Arthropoda; Insecta; Diptera; Drosophilidae
Gene: beat-Vb
Exons: 7
Coding region: 454-1485 (343 amino acids)
Source: RefSeq, a predicted model, not a curated record
UUUUGUGUGACAUAGUGCGUGCGUACGGUGCGGGCGGGUGGCAGCGACACAAAAACGACGCGACUAAAACGCGUCAGGCCACCAAAUGGCAAAUAAAUAACAAUACAAACGAUUUAAAAACCCACAUAUAGGCGAGUGUAUGUACUCACAACGUUUAGGGAAAAAAAUAUCGUUGACGGCGGAUAACGUAUUAUUCGAAACAAGGACUCGUCGCUUACCAGUAUUUGGCCAAUUCGCACAUGGGUCCCAAUAGCAUGUCAAUGACAUUGGUCGACAGCGAAACUAUAUGCAUAAAUCUAAGAGCCUAUAUACGAGUAGUGCAAAAAUAAUAUGUUCAACGUUUGCAUAGACACGCUCGAAAAUAUGCCAGAGCCAAAGUUUGUGAGAGUGUUGGCUUAGGUGGCAGGAAGCGGCGGCGCAACAAGACGCUUUAAGGAGUAAGGACACACUACCAUGGAUUAUGCCCGUUGGUUGCUGCAGCUAGGCAUCCACAUGCUGUUGGCCAUGCGACGCAGUCAGUGUCUACUUGUGACUGACAUCAAUGUGCCACAAAUUGUUGAUUUUCGCGAUAACGUGACAUUAUCCUGCAGCUAUGACAUAAGUGGUCACACGUUAAAUUCGGUUAAGUGGUACAAAAACGACAGCGAGUUUUUUAGAUAUGCGCCGCUAAUGCAGACCGUUUUCCGAAAGUUCCCGGUGCAGGGCGUGCAAUUGAUCGAUGAUAGCAACGAAUGCAAUGAAUCCUCGUGUCGUGUGGAGCUUAAUUUAUUGGGCGUCAAAUCAUCGGGCGUCUACAGGUGCGAAGUGUCCGGCGAUGCGCCACACUUUAAGCUAACCGCACGCUCCGCCAACAUGAGUGUCGAGGCGUUGCCUCAAAACAAUCCACUCAUCAGCAGCUUUCACUCCAUGUACCGUUUCGAUGAUUUCGUCCAGGUCAAUUGCAGCACUGACUUUUCCAGCCUCUUGACCACAAUCACCUGGUAUAUAAAUGGCGUGAAGGCAUCUCUGGCGGAUCUGCAGCCCAUUGUGGAGACCACAAUUGCAGCACACGAUUACAAUCUGCGACGCAUAAUAUCGCAGCUGAACUUUUAUGCCAACGAUCCGCGUUUCCAUCAGCAGCGACAGCAACAGCAAAAGCUUGCUUCUCCAAUGCGACUUGGAUUGGAUCUGCGUUGUGUGGCCGAGAUCGAGAGUUAUCCACUAUUAACCCGCGAGACGAGUCUGCAGGCGCUGGUCUUUCGUGAUGAUAUCGAUCUGAAGAACCAGAAAUCAUUCAAGUCAGCUGCAGCUGCUGCAGGUGUCGCUCUGAUCGGCGCUCAGUUGCUGCUGGCAGCGGCAACCGCAACGGCAGCCGCCAUCAGCACACAAUGGCUCUUGUUGCCACUGACAUUUCAAUAUGGCGGACGGAAGUUGACACGCUACAAAAUGGCAUCCGGAAUGACAGCAGCGACGGCGGCGACGUCAGCGAUUGCAACCAGCCAUUAGGGCUUUUGGUUUUUGUUUGUCUUUAUGCUUUUCUGUUUUAGAUUUUCGUUUGUAUACAUUUUCUAGCUUUAAGCAAACUGAAAUGCACGUGAGAAUUUACAAAAACACAAAACAACAACAACUACAACUUACAAAAGAACUUAAAACUACAGCUGAUAUGCAGGAUAUGCGUGUCACUCGAUAUACAUAAUAUAUAUUGUAACUUAAGUCGCGAAAAGCCAAACUGUGUAAAUAGCCUGUAAGUAUGCAAUACAAUUAAAAGUCACCAAUAAAUAUGCAA